CGUACCGUCGUUGCUCUCUGCUAAGCGUGGUGGUGUAUCACCAAACCGUCAACGGGAGAGAAAAGUUGUCUGAACGCAUUGGAAAACAUGUCAGGGGACGACGAUCAGCAAGAACAAACCAUAGCAGAUGACUUGGUUGUUACCAAGUACAAAAUGGGCGCUGACAUUGCCAAUCUGGCUGUGCGGAUGGUAGCGGAGGCCGCCAAACCUGGAGUGUCAGUGCUCAGCUUGUGUGAAAAGGGAGACGCUUUCAUCGCGGCAGAGACCAGCAAGGUUUUCAAGAAGGAGAAGGACAUCAAGAAAGGGAUUGCUUUUCCUACCUGUGUAUCUGUCAACAACUGUGUGUGCCACUUCUCUCCUCUGAAGAGUGAUCCUGACUACAUGGUGAAAGAUGGAGACCUUGUCAAAAUUGAUCUAGGUGUGCAUGUGGAUGGAUUCAUCUCAAAUGUGGCUCACAGCUUUGUCAUCGGUGCAAGCAAGGACAACGUAGUGACUGGCCGAAAGGCCGAUGUGAUGAAAGCUGCCCACCUGUGUGCUGAAGCUGCCCUGCGCCUAGUCAAGCCUGGCGGCCAGAACUCUCAGGUCACGGAGGCAUGGAACAAGAUAGCGGAGUCAUUCAAAUGCACAGCCAUCGAGGGUAUGCUGUCUCAUCAGCUGAAGCAGCAUGUUAUCGAUGGAGAGAAGACCAUCAUUCAGAACCCCACAGAACAGCAGAGGAAGGACCAUGAAAAAGCAGAGUUCGAAGUGCAUGAGGUCUAUGCGGUUGACGUGCUCAUCAGCUCUGGGGAAGGCAAGGCAAAAGACUCCGGACAGAGAACCACUGUGUACAAACGGGACCCCAGCAAGCAGUACGGUCUAAAGAUGAAGACUUCCAGAAUGUUCUUUAGCGAGGUGGAGCGCCGUUUCGAUGCCAUGCCCUUUACUUUGAGGGCAUUUGAAGAUGAGGGGAAAGCACGUUUGGGUGUGGUGGAGUGUGCCAAGCAUGAGCUGCUGCAACCUUUCAGUGUCCUGCAUGAGAAAGAGGGAGAGUUUGUGGCCCAGUUCAAGUUCACUGUGAUGCUGAUGGCGAAUGGACCGCUGCGGAUCACCAGUGGAUCCUUCGAACCUGAGCUGUACAAGUCUGAACAUGAUGUGCAGGACCCUGAGCUCAAGGCUUUGCUGCAGAGUUCUGCGAGUCGCAAGGCACAGAAAAAGAAGAAAAAGAAGGCAUCAAAGACCGUGGAGACCGCCACCGGACAGCCCAUGGAGGUGGAGACUGAGGCGGCUGAGUAGACCCUCCCUCAAACCCGCCCCCCCAGUCCACCCCGUCUGUUUCAUCAGUACUCCUGGAUGACGGACAGACCACCCAAAGAAAAAGAAUGACCAGAAUGAGAUCCACAACACCUGCUACCCCCCCCUUACCCCUACCCUACCACCACAGCCCUGUAUCCCUUCACCCCACUGAGAAGCCUUCAGAACCUAGCCACUUAAACAAGCCUGAAUACCUCCAAAAUUUGUAAGACAGGAAUUUUGUGGAGUGGUAACGUUGCCCAAGCACUCUGCCCUGUUGUUAACCUUGGUCAGGUGGUGGUCUCUCACGUAGACAUUCAAUCACCAGAUGGCAGGGAAAUAAGUCAGGGUAUGACUUCCGAUACUGACCAGUGUUGUUUACAAGAGGUGGUUAGUCACGAUUUCCUGCCAUUUGUAUGCUUCAUGAUUUUGUAACCUGUAAUCAACGGAAGUGUUAAAGAAAAAAAAAAAGAACCAUCACAGUGCCAGUGUUUGAUGUUUAUGUUAAGCAUCAUUCUCCCCAUUCUUGAAUCAAUUGAAAUGGAAGUUAUACUUUUGGCAUUGUACCGUAUGUCUAUGCUGGGCACAAGUGCUUAUUUGAGGCCUUCAGUGACCAAAUGUUUUUUUUUUUGUCUGGAAGUAGUUAUUUUAAACGGGCACUGAAUGUGUUCACUUCAGAUCUGUCGGACAGUUGGAUUAUAGAUACUUAAGUACACCAGCUUUAUUUUGCAGCGAAUUCUGGCUAGGGAGAUCUUUUUUACAAUUGAGGGUGACAUGGCCUUAGUUGACCUUAUUCCAGUGCACCAACUGACCAGAGCCUUAGGUGUACACAGCUCAGCUGCAUUAACCGUUUCACCAAGGGUAGUGUCUAACUGCCGGUAGUAUAGAGGACCAGUCUUUGACAAUGUGCCCUUUGGUGGUUUGCUACUAAUGACUUAAAAAUACUGUCUGCACAAAGGCAGUUGUCUUAAGUCUUUUGUUGGAAAUCUUGAUGUUUUUCUUGUGGGAAAGUUGUUGAACAUGAAUUUUCAGGGUUCUAACUAGGAAUUAUAAACUUAGAGGCCCCGUGGAAUUUUUUAAGAAUAAGUCCUGUAUGUUGUCAUGUGUCUCAAGGACUCAUCAAUGCUGCCAAACCAUUCGUCGUUUGUAGAACUGUAGAUUGAUGCCCACAUUAGAUCGGGCAGAUCACUGUGGUUGACUGUUUAGACAAGCAGGCUUUACUCUGUAUAGAUAGAGACCCACCUUAAAUGGGUAAAUUCUCAGACAAAAUUCCAUUUAAAAUUUGGUGAGUGUUCAUGUGUUGCCUGUCCCUCCUUAUCUAUUUAGGGAGUGAUAGCUAGCAGGUCCAUUAUUUGGUGACUUGCUUAUAGGACAAUGUAGGGGGAUAAUGGUUGGUAAUCUGAAGAAUGGGAAUAAGCUAUUUCAAAAUCGUGGCAGAGGUAAAAAGAGCAGCAGACAUCUGAGAGGUGAAGGUGGGAGUUGAAUUAUUCUGUGAUGUAAUUUCAGCAAACUGGUUGGAAUAAACUUUAUAGGGCAAUGCA
This is a messenger RNA of Sardina pilchardus (European sardine), 2810 nucleotides long. RefSeq names its product proliferation-associated 2G4, b (gene pa2g4b). The record is from RefSeq and is a predicted model, not a curated record. Lineage: Eukaryota; Metazoa; Chordata; Actinopteri; Clupeiformes; Clupeidae. The transcript has 13 exons. The coding region runs from base 88 to 1272 and encodes 394 amino acids.